Messenger RNA from Cylindrotheca closterium, 7437 nucleotides. Lineage: Eukaryota; Bacillariophyta; Bacillariophyceae; Bacillariales; Bacillariaceae. The record is from the annotation of a GenBank genome assembly.
AUGCCGUUUCCAAGGCCACAAAGAGGAGACGCAAAAGAUGUGUUCGAAGAUCACCACCAACCUGACGAUUACAAUCAUCGCGGCAAUUAUCCUCAAAUCUACUCUGCUCCUACCGUCGAUACAUUGGACACGUUACAAAAUACCUCCAUGGCUUCCGCGACGCCUCUUCCUCAAAUCAAAAUGGUCAAGACGAACAAAAAAGUGCACAGAUCGGACAAGGAGUUUCAAAUUCCUGAAGACAGCAUGCACGUAACGGUGCGCAAGGUUCCCAUUUCCCAACGAUCCGUCUUUAGCCGCAAACAUCCACCCUUACCACAAGAAAUUGCUCAUCUUUCUCGCAAACGAAUAUCCCCUAGCAUGCAACAAUUGGCCCUCAUUCACAAGGUUCAAAACAUGACCCACUGUUCCCAGCUUAACUUUGGACCUUCGGUGGGACGAGCCGCCGACUCGUUGGCACCUCUAUCUUUGUUUGAGGCAAGCAAAAAGAGAGAUGGACGAUAUCGGUCCAUUGAUCCCAUCCAAGCGACGGUCCAAGCCUUGCCACCCAAUCCACCAUUGCUGAGCAAUCGAAAACACCGAUUGCCAUUGAGGUCCGAUGUUGGAUUCCCUGGAGCCUCGCUGGAAGAAAUUCAACAAAAACAAAAGGAAAUCGCCAAUGAAACCGAAUGGGAAGAAGCUUCGCCUCGGUUAAUUGUAUUGGUCACAUCCGACGACAUUGGAAUAGUGACCACGAUUCAAGACGAAGGAUCGCUGGGAGGACCUGAACUCUUGUAUCAAAAGGAAUGCAAUCGAAAGCACUUUCAUCAGUUGCCAGCAGAACAUGAUAAUGGCAGCACUACGACUAUUCAUUUGGAUCGACAAUAUCGAACAUCCUCAUUGGCACCUCCCUUGGAUGCCACCUUUUCGAGGAGUAUGGGUUGGAGACCCCGGGCCUUCCAUGAUCGGCAACCGGAAAUGUUCUAUUCGCUCGUGUGUCCACUGUCGAUUGACUUUGCCGUGGGCAACAUUGAACCACUGGUGUGUUCCUUGACGCUGUAUAGUUUGCACGACGAUAAUGAGAAUGAAUUACCAUCGGGCAAGACGAGUGAAGAGUUUUGGUUUCCCGCGGGGGAUUGGAAGGGCCGGGUGGCCAUUGAUUCCUUAUUGCCGACGGAAGGAGGAAAAGGUGGACCGAGUCCAGAAGCCAUUGCCAAGUGGCUGAAACGAAAAUACAAGGCAAUCUUUGCACACGAUCCAUAUCUGGUGGACACCAAGGAUAUCUUUGUCGUCUUGCAAAUCUAUAAGGUCUUGCAUGUCGAUUUGGCGGCGGCCUACCUUCAGUCCAAAAGCAAUGGGUCCGAAUUCGAUUUAAAUACCUUUCAAACGGACAAACAGGGCUAUAAGAGGAAUAUUCAAAAGUACGGCAAAAAAGAUGAGGCAACCAAGGCGGCAUUUCGAGCAAAUUCGGCGAUGGAGAGUUUUGGGACGCAGUUUCUAUCACCGCUUUCGUUUGGGGUUACGCCGCUGUUCCCGGUAACGGGAAAAUUUGAGAACCAAGAGGACGACUACCUAUGGCCACAGGGGCAUGUGGCCAAGGAUGUUCAAUUGUUCGCUUAUCCUCCCAUGCCCGAGUCCCAAGAGGAAUUCGUGUCAAGGCUCAAGCAGCUUGCUCUAAGGCAUGAAGGUGUUCUGCAGGAGCAGCAGCUAUUAUUAUCCAACGAGGCUUCGUUUGGAGAUGACAACUUUUUCAACCCUUCUUUUUCCUUUGGGUCGUUUGAAAAUAGUGCCGACGAAGCCACCACUUCAUCCUCCACCAAGAAAAAGAAGACUGGGGUAAGCCGCCUGUUCAAAUCAUCUUCCAAAAAGCAGGAUGUUGCCACCAAAAUUAGUGUUUCGGAUCAAAAUACGGAAGUGACAUCAACAUCAGCGAGCCUAUUCAAUAAUGAUAUUGUCGAGACGCAAAAGAUCGCUGGUACUGCUACCUUUUUUAGUUCGGCUUUUGAUGUGGACUUUUUGCAAGCCAUGCUCUAUACGCCUCCCGAGUUGGACACGUCUACGGGGGAUAGCACUUUGCCAAGUGUCUUGGUCGAUGCGUCUGGUGAAGCGGCUGUCAUGCUGGAUCCCAAGAGCACCACCAACAUAGUACGAGGGAACGUACGGAAACGAUCCGACUUGAUUCGGUUGCCAUGUCGGGAUGGAUAUUUGGAUGCUUGUGAUUUUCGGGAGAUUUUGUUCUUGCCUCCACGAAUACCAAAGAGCUACAGUCUGGACAUUCCACCAUCCUUUCGAUCUUUGUUCAAUUUCUUGUUUCUGUAUCCCAGAUUACUGCGACAAGAUUCGUCAGCCUCGUCUUCGAAAAAGACCAAUCGGCAGCGUUAUAGUCUGCGGAUACGGCUGAUACAGGUUACGAGCGAAGAGGUUGGGGGUAAGCGACAAACCAAAAAUGUCACUUUCACAUCCUUCUAUAAUCCAGCUCCUUGGGCUGGACCAUCCAUGCUGAAGUCAGUCUUUACACGGGUUCCAGGGGAUGACGUCAAGCAUGACUUGCAGCGGGUCGGGAUUCCUAUGAGAGAUGAGUUUAAGUUGCGUCUACCAAUGCUCAUUGAUGGAAGCUUCUUUUUGCAUUUCACCUUGUUUGCAGUGGAUUUAGACGACGAACUCGCAAAUGGUGACGAUUCCUCUGGCAUUUCAACGCACCCAGUAUCCGAAACGACCAUUCCCUUGGCUAGUUACUCGCCGGCGGAUCCAAAAACAGGCGCGAGGGCUAUGGUCAUCAUACCAAACGGAAAUCAUCGACUGAAACUAGGUGACUUUCAACUACAAGUGGAGACUCGUCUUUAUAGUUCGGUGCAUUUGUCCGAUCCAGCUGUUGCUGCAACACUUCGGGAUUUCCCAUUUGUCAACGAUGAUGGUGGGCAGAAUCAAGAAGCGAUGAUAAAUCGAGUGAAGAGCGAAUCAAGCUCCAACGACACUCAUGAUAGGCUGUCGUACUCUGGAUUACUCACUUCAGCAUCUGGAAAUGCCCUGGCUGGACAAUUUCAACUUUUGCUCCUGAUGCACAUGUCCAAUCUAAUCAAUCUUCGAAACAACAAAACUAUUGAAAGUGAUGAACGGAUAUUAAUGGAAAGGGUACUGAGUCUUCUCCAUGUUUGCAAACAAAUCAAGAACUCAUUCUCGUCUACAUCGGAAUCGUCAAUAAGGGAAGAACGCUUUCGGAUGUUCAUCAAGACUGCGAUUGAUAUGUUUGAUGAAAACACCUUGAAGUCGACGGAUGGUAUGAUUGAAGAGGAAGAAGAUAGUGGGCACGAAGAGGAUAGGUUUGGACGCAGUAAUCGCUUCAACCAGUCAGUAGGCAACAGCGUAACUCUUCAAGAUGUGGAAGAAGAAGAUCAAUUCGAUGGCGGGGCUGUUCGAAGGCGGAAGAAAGAUCCAUUGGGGGAUAUGGAAAUCAGGUUGACUCGAACAUUUUCCAUUCAGAAGAAUUCAGAACACACCUUUUCACGCGUUGCGUAUGGAGCGAGCAAGACUGACAGGAUGCGUCUCGAGGCAGAACUAGAUAGUCGAACGCACUAUGUCGAUGACGACGAAACUGUUGUGACAGUCGAGACGAGAUUGACAGAAGCCAGAGAGAUAUUUGAGAGAUCAAAGAGCAAGUUAGGAGGACCGAAGAGUUCCGGAGGGGACUCAAUAGCUGCCGAUUCUUCCGAUGGCCGGGAUGAAGUUGCUAAUGGCCUUCAUGGUUUCAGUGCUUAUGCACGAUCGCUAGGAGGACUUGGUAUUGCGCAAAGGGCGAAAAAUGCUGCCCAGAUAAUCAUCGCUCCGUGCGUUGCAGCAGUUCCGGCAGGGCUGCAAUCAAAUGUGGCAUCGUUGUUUACUGAUCGAAUCAAUCCCCACGUUGCAAAUGGUGGAGAUAGCCAAGCAGGUAUUGAGUCCAAUCCAUCAGCCAUGAAACUGGAAUCAGGAAUUGACGAAAACGGCAUGGUGGUCGAUCGGGUGUUGUACAGCCCUGGAUCAGACAUCGAGGAAGAGGAUGCUGCUGAGUUAGGCGAUACGCUAUCACACUCUGGAUCUGCGUAUUACACGAGUGAAGGGACGUUCAGAUCUCCUUUCAACUGUCAAGUGUUACGCUUCUCCAUUAGCGGGGAACGAAAUAGCGAUAACAGAUACCUUCCAAUUGGAAGGGGCGAUUACAUCUAUGAGUCGCUGCUAGUUCUUUGGUUGCGUGCCUGGAUGAGUCAAUCCGGCGAUAUGUCGACCUUAGACAUUGGCGCUACAUCAAAGGGAAAACACGCCCAGAUGUUUUUCGAUCACUUGGAUGUCUUGAUUCCAAUUGUUCUCAAGUCCAUUGUGCUUAGAUAUAGCAAGGCAGUGGAAGCUCCACAAUCACGAAUCUCUCGGGUCAUCGUUGAUCAGGGGCAUAUGAACGUGUUGGCGUCCUUUGUCGAAAUGCUGGCUUUGUUUGUUAUGAACCAGGCAGCAGAAGGAUUAGAAACUACAGGCGAUGCUAGCGCUGGUCUUGAAGGAGCACUUGUGAACGUGGACUUUGUCGUCGACUUUUUUGUGGGCUUGUGCGCUGUUUUCCAUCCAGCACAAAUCGAUAUUUUGCUGAAUAAACUCUUCGACGUUCUUAGGCAAUGUGAUGGCAAGAAAAGAGGCUCAGAACAGACCCAAGGCGGCCUUGACUGGUCUGAUGAUACAUUACGCCGUUCAAAAUGCUCGAGAAAGCUUCGGCUUAGAAUUAUCGAACGCCUUGCUGUCUUGCCCAACUUCGUUGCUCUGAAUUACCCGCGGCGAGUAAUGAGCGAAAAAAUAGCUGGACGAAAGACGAAGGAGUCUUGGACGAAGCAACACAGUGACUCGACUGCCAAUGAGCCAGCUCCAUCAGGUGAUUUGCUAAACAGUGGAGAUGAUCUCCUACCGAAGAGUGGCUGGCUCGCAGAACUUUUAACAACUGAGGCGCUUUCAAUUUGCUCACAAGCAUGCCAAGCUGUUGUUGAAGAAGCGAUGGCACAUAUCGAGACUCAAUCGGCGAAGAAGAAUGGGCGCCGCCCAGCUGACGCCCCGAAACAAAAACCCAAUGCGCCUUUGAGUCGAGAUGACUUACUGAUGUUCCAGUCAAUCGCCAUUCAUGCCAUUACGGUUGUAUAUGAAUUGCUCUUGAGGCGUCACGCCAUGGAUAUCAGAUUCCAACGGGAUAGCAGUCGUGGAAGAAUAGCAGCCUUGUUCGCCAAGCCGGUUUUCGACGCGUCGCUUUCUAGCAUCCGUUGGCUUGCAAGAUUGGAAUCGACACAUAAGGUCAGAUCGCUUUGGCUUCUCUGCUUUGUGUACCUGCUCCAAGAAGUGCCAGAAAACUUGCUUCGACAAGCAGUGCGGUCUUAUAGUAAUCCAAAGAAUAUUCGCAUUCAUCGAUUCAUUCGCCUCCUUCGGCUUGGAAGCUCGUCGUUCCAGAGCUUCUUUGAUCAGGAGCGUCACGGGACACUUCCAUCGGAAAUCGACAAGGCCAUUUCGCCAUGGCUUUUGCAGGAAUCGUUCAACACCAUGUGUGCAACAACAAUUGUGGUUGUUGAAGAGUGCGCAAGUCCACUUUCCAUGUAUCCAAGCGAGCAAAAGGCGAUCGUCCAAGGAAUUUUGGAUCUUCUGCUUCACGUGCUGACAACUCCGCAAUCAGCAGUAACGCAUUUGCGAGCGAUUGGUGGGGCUAUUCAAGCACUGGAGAGUUUUGGAGUGGACAUUUUCCUUGAGGUCACCGGAGAUAGUUUGCAGCACUGGCUACGUGUUGUCCUCGGGUUGAUGAAUAGUGUGGCUCUGUCUGUCCGUUCCAUUGCUGUUGACUUCGUUGUAUCACUCAUGGGUAGUACUUUUGAUGCAAUGGGAAACAUCCAUGAGCUGGCCCUGACGUUUGCUACAGUACUUCCUGAGGUUGCAGCGCGUGAAAUCGCAUUGCAUAGUGUUUCUGGACAUGUCGAAACUAUCGAACAUAUCGAAAAGUCAUUAUGGCCUCUUCGGCGAUCGUUUGCAGACAUUGAAGAUGCUAACCCGCUUGAUGACGAUCGUGUUGAUCCCCAGCUUGCACCGAUCUUGUCGGAAUUCUGCAGAACAUGCCAGGCACUUCUCGACGGGGUCUUAAUUGAAGUGAGGCUCCAAGGGAGCGCCUUCAACAUCGUUGGGACACAAAUCCGAGAACAGCCAGUUGAAAGCUACAUUUUCGAUGCUGACGAAGAAUCGAUAUUUGAGGCAGCGAGCUUUUUCGUUCCCGAAACAGCCCCUAUCCAACGUGUUCGCUGGCUGCUGACCCUCAAGUCACUACACAAGGCGAAAGGUCAAUGGGUGGAAGCAGCUGAAUGCUUAGUUAUAUGCGCCAAGACAAUAUGUGAUUCUAUACCACACCUACGUCAUGUCUGGAGACCAAGUCGAUUCGCACUAUGGUCGGACGAGAGGAGAUCACUUUGGCUAUCGACUGUUGGACAAGAUAUUGAUAAUCCCGAAAAAGGCAAUGCUCAAGUGAUGAACUUUGCAGGACGUUUCCUCGAGCCAGACUUCUUCAAUUUUGCCAACAAGAACGAAAGCGACUCCCUGAGGCUUCCUCAACCUACCGUUUCAGACAUGUGUACCCUUCUCACUGUUAUUACCAAGGAAUCAGUAUCAUUUUAUCUGAAAGAAGAAGGAAUGGACAGCCUUGCAUAUUCUCGCCUAGAAUCUCUUGUCAAAGUGCUGAUGAGCAUUCUUGAUGACCAUGGUAUUGUUGACCUAGGAGGCACACGAACGAGACUUGGAAAAAAUAUUUUGCGAAAGCAACAGGUCGAAGAAGAAGCUGCUCUGCGGAAGGUUAUUGCCAGCAUCAGUUUGGACAUGACAAAACUCGCUGAACGGUUGCUUUUGAUUGCCGAAGAUGAACCAAACGAUGAUUCUCCAACUAAACAGACGUCCGACCAAAGCAGCACGAAGGAACGGCAUGCUUAUUUUGUUCGAGUCCUUUUGUCAGGUAAAAAGCCAACUCGCUUUCUUGAGAGUACAACUCUGCCCACAUUUUUGGAAUGGCAAACACCGUGUAUCUGUCGAGUACCAAAAGGAAUUGCUGAUGCCGUGCUGAAUUACACGCCAAAAAAUGUUGAAGACAGACUAUGCGAAGCCUUUGGAAGCUCUCUACGCAAUGCACUUCUGAAGAGUGGUAGCAAUGUCACCAUUGUCACUGGAAGCAAACCACAGGUAACAGAACCGAAGAAUGGGGUCAUUUUAGAUAUCGGCAUUGUCAAAAUGAACACAGCAUUUUCCGCAGGUGAUGACGGCAGUGACUUCGCGCAGCAAGGAAAACACUUUUUGUACCACAAAUCAUCUUCUGCAAAUGGUGGUAAAGGAAGCACCGUGAAAAUGACUGUCGCUCAUCCAUUCCCUUGUCCACUCUCGCGUCAGCGAACCAUCCUGACGUCCGAAUUGAUGACUUCAAAACCAUUCCAAUGA